Ochotona curzoniae (black-lipped pika) is the source of this 894-nucleotide messenger RNA. RefSeq names its product transmembrane protein 169 (gene TMEM169). The record is from RefSeq and is a predicted model, not a curated record. NCBI's taxonomy places the organism in Eukaryota, Metazoa, Chordata, Mammalia, Lagomorpha, Ochotonidae. The transcript has 2 exons. The coding region runs from base 1 to 894 and encodes 297 amino acids.
AUGGAAGAGCCAGUUCCCAUAGAAGGCCAGAGCCAGCUGCCAAGCCCACACCAUGGCUCCCUGAGAAGGGCUGUGGCUGCUGCCCUGGCUCUGGAUGGGGAGUCAACAAUGGGUCGCAGGAAAAAGAAGAAGAAAGAGCCUCGCCCAGAAUCAAUCAUCAUCUACCGGUCAGAUAAUGAGAAGACGGAUGAGGAGCCUGUGGAGUCAGAGGGAGGAGACCAACCUAAAGAGGAAGAGGGAGAAGAUUUCCUAGACUACCCAAUGGAUGAUAGUAUGUGGGACAUGCCUUCAGACAGCCGCUAUGUCACAUUAACAGGGACCAUCACCCGAGGGAAGAAGAAAGGUCAGGUGGUGGACAUUCAUGUCACACUGACAGAGAAGGAACUGCAAGAACUGACCAAGCCUCAGGAGUCAUCAAGGGAAAUGGCAUCUGAAGCAAGAAAUGUCUGCCAACUGGGAGCAGACCGUGGGCCCCAUGUGGUUCUUUGGACGCUGGUCUGCCUGCCUGUGGUUUUCAUCCUCUCUUUCGUAGUCUCUUUCUACUAUGGCACUAUUACCUGGUACAACAUCUUCCUGGUAUACAAUGAGGAGAGGACCUUCUGGCACAAGAUCUCAUGCUGUCCCUGCCUAAUUCUUUUCUACCCAGUGCUUAUCAUAGCCAUGGCUUCUUCCCUGGGUGUCUAUGCUGCUGUGGUCCAGCUCUCUUGGUCAUGGGGAGCGUGGUGGCAAGCUGCCCGGGAUAUGGAGAAAGGAUUCUGUGGCUGGCUCUGCAGCAAACUGGGGCUGGAGGACUGUUCUCCCUACAGCAUUGUGGAGCUUCUGGAAUCUGACAAUGUCUCGGGCAACCUUUCCAACAAGGAUUCCACCCAGGAAGUAGAAACCUCCACUGUCUAA